This is a messenger RNA of Lachancea fermentati, 2871 nucleotides long. The record is from the annotation of a GenBank genome assembly. NCBI's taxonomy places the organism in Eukaryota, Fungi, Ascomycota, Saccharomycetes, Saccharomycetales, Saccharomycetaceae.
AUGACUAUUGGUGAUAAGCAAAAAUGGACUGCUAAAACCGUUCGUUCAACGUUUUUGGAUUACUUUAAAGAACGUGGACACAAGUUCGUGCCAUCUUCCCCGGUAAUCCCAUUCGAUGAUCCAACCCUACUUUUCGCUAAUGCUGGUAUGAAUCAGUAUAAGCCCAUUUUCUUGGGUACAGUAGACCCAUCCUCAGACUUUUACACUUUGAAGAGAGCUGUCAACUCUCAAAAGUGUAUUAGAGCUGGUGGUAAGCACAACGAUUUGGAGGAUGUUGGUAGAGAUUCCUAUCAUCAUACUUUUUUCGAGAUGCUGGGUAAUUGGUCUUUUGGCGACUACUUUAAGAAGGAGGCAAUUCACUAUUCUUGGGAGUUGUUGACAAAAGUAUACGGCAUCCCUGAGGAUAGAUUGUACGUCACAUAUUUCGGUGGUGACGAAAAGUUGGGUUUAGCACCAGAUUUGGAGGCGCGCGAAUUGUGGAAGGCUGCUGGAGUCCCAGACGAUCAUAUUUUGCCAGGUGACGCCAAGGAUAAUUUUUGGGAAAUGGGUGACCAGGGUCCAUGUGGGCCAUGUUCCGAAAUCCAUUAUGAUAGAAUUGGUGGCAGAAAUGCUGCUUCACUUGUUAACAUGGAUGAUCCUGAUGUUUUGGAGAUCUGGAAUAACGUGUUUAUUCAGUUCAACAGGGAACAAGACGGCUCUUUAAAGACGCUACCAGCUCAACAUAUCGAUACUGGUAUGGGUUUUGAAAGAUUGGUAUCGGUUCUACAUGAUGUUAGAUCUAAUUAUGAUACUGAUGUGUUCAUUCCUCUGUUUGAACGCAUUCAAGCAAUUACUGGUGUGAGACCUUACGCUGGUAAAUUUGGUGGCGACGACGCUGAUGGUAUCGACACGGCAUACAGAGUUUUAGCAGAUCACGUCCGUACCCUAACUUUUGCGUUGGCUGAUGGCGGUGUGCCUAACAACGAGGGAAGAGGUUACGUUCUUAGACGGAUUUUGAGACGUGGUGCUCGUUAUGCGCGUAAAUACAUGAACUAUCCUAUUGGAAACUUCUUUUCACAGUUGGCUCCUACCCUCAUUGACCAAGUACAAGAUAUGUUCCCUGAAGUUGCCAAAGAUCCUAGUUAUUUAUACGAGAUUUUGGAUGAGGAGGAGGCUUCAUUCGCCAAAACUCUGGACAGAGGUGAAAAGCUGUUUGAGAAGUAUGCAGAAGCCGCUAGCAAGACAGAAUCCAAAACCCUUGAUGGUAAACAAGUUUGGAGACUAUACGACACAUAUGGUUUCCCUGUUGAUUUGACUGAACUUAUGGCUGAAGAGCUAAACUUGAAGAUCGAUGGACCUGGCUUCGAGAAGGCAAAGCAAGAAUCUUACGAAGCGUCAAAGAGAGGUGGAAAAAAAGGUACUUCUGAUUUGAUCAAGCUAAAUGUCCAUGAGCUUUCAACUCUCAACACCGAGAAUGUUCCUAAGACCAAUGAUAGUGCUAAGUAUGAAUCUGCCAACAUCGAAGCCACUAUCUUGAAGAUCUACGAUGGUGAAAAAUUCGUUUCUGAAAUGACUGAAGAAGGGAAGCAAUACGGCAUAAUCUUAGACAAGACCUGCUUUUACGCCGAGCAAGGUGGGCAAGAGUACGACGUUGGUAAAAUAGUGAUCGAUGGCGCUGCUGAAUUCAAUGUCGAGAAUGUUCAACUUUACAACGGUUAUGUUUUCCAUACCGGUUUAUUGGGCGAAGGGAAGCUUUCUGUUGGAGACAAAACCAUUGCCUCCUAUGAUGAACUCCGCCGUUUCCCUAUCAGAAACAACCACACAGGAACUCACAUCCUGAAUUUUGCUCUAAUGACAGUUUUAGGUGAUGAUGUUGACCAAAAGGGUUCGCUUGUGGCUCCAGAGAAGCUAAGAUUUGACUUUUCUCAUAAGAGGGCAUUGACCAUGGAUGAGUUAAAGAAGGUAGAAGAUAUUUCCAAUGGGCAAAUUAAAAAGAACAUGCCUGUUUAUUACAAGAAUGUUCCUCUUGACUUGGCCAAAACCAUUUCUUCGGUCCGUGCAGUUUUCGGUGAGACAUACCCUGAUCCUGUUCGUGUUGUCUCGGUCGGCAUGCCGGUAGAUGACUUGUUGGCUAACCCUUCUAAUGAAGAAUGGAAAAAGUACUCUGUCGAAUUUUGUGGUGGGACCCAUGUCGCGAAGACAGGUGAUAUUAAAGAGUUCGUCAUUAUUGAGGAAAGCGGCAUUGCCAAAGGUAUUAGAAGAAUUGUUGCUGUUUCAGGUUCUGAAGCACAUGAAGUUCAAAGGGUCGCGAGUGAAUUCGAUUCCGAAUUAGAUGCGGUUGAGAAAAUGCCUUUCUCAUUAUUGAAAGAAAAGAAGAUUAAGGAGUUAGGUGUCAAACUCAACGAAUUGACAAUUUCUGUUGUGACGAAGAGUGCACUAAGAGAAAAGUUUGCCGGCAUCGAAAAAUCGGUCAAGGACGAAGUAAAGUCUAGAGCCAAGAAAGAGAUCAAACAAACUCUAGAUGAAGUCAAGCAAUACUUUGCUGAACACGAGGACGCUCAAUACUUUGUUAAGUUCAUUGAUAUUCCAACAAAUGCUAAGGCUAUUACGGAGGCGGUGAAUCAUAUGAAAUCAUCUGCCAAGGACAAGUCGAUUUAUCUCUUCACAGGUAACGAUUCAUCCGGACGAGUUGCACAUGGUUGUUACAUCUCAGAUGCUGCUUUGAAGAAGGGUGUCGAUGGUCCACAACUGGUGAAAUUGGUGUCUAGCAGCAUUGGUGGUAAGGCUGGUGGUAAGGGCAACGUUUUCCAAGGUAUGGGUGACAAGCCUCAGGGCAUCGAAAGUGCCGUUGACGAGGUUCAACGCUUGUUCAGUGAAAAAGUAACUCUAUAA